AACAUUGACUGAACUACAUGAAAAAAAGUAGGAAAAAUAAAUUCCAAGCCAUAAUUAAUUGAUAUUUAACAAAUUUCUCGUUUUAAUUAUACGUAAAACACCAUGAAAAAAUCCAAAUCUGUUGGCGAUAGACUUAAAGUAAUAAAAUUGCAAAGCAAUUUAAAUAAACAGAAUAUUCCGGAGAAGCCACAAGAUGAUGGUGGCACUAAUUUCGAAGAAUAUCCCAAAUUGAGAAAACCCAAGCCUGCUACAUUACUAAAAAUAAAAGCGCAUCAAAGAAAAUCAGAUUCCGUAGCAAUGCCACACGCUAAAGCCGAUGCUGGUGGAAAUGAAGACGAUAAAAAUCUACAAGUGCCUUUGCGUCAAGAAUUUCUAAAUAAAAAAGAACAAAUAGAAAAGGCUACUUCCAAUUUCUUGAAAAAAUAUGAAAUGCGUAAAAGCCAGGGUAGACUAUUGGAUGAUGAUAUUUUUAGUCAGGAAUCGGAUGAGGCUCAGCCCUUAACUUUGCACAACGAACUUGAUUUAAAAUUUAAUGAACUUGAUCUAACAGAACAAGCAACUAAUAAGAAUAUAAUGAAGGUAACUAAAGAUUCCGCUAAAUCUUUAAACUAUCUCGAACAACAUUUGGUAAAUAUGCUAUAUACUAAGGUGCAGGCUCAUGCUAAUGGAUUUUUUGCCUCAAAUUUACCUCUUUGGUAUAAGAAAACAUUCGAUAAAGAUCUACCUAGUGGCUGGUUAGAAUUGUUAGAAAGAUCGCAUAAAUUUUACAUCGAAGAAGUACAAAAUAAAAUUGUUCUCUACACCAAAGAGAUCAAUAAUGAAGAUACUAUCGAUUUAAAUAGCUCCGGAGAUCAUGCUAAUACUACAAUGAAGAAAACUAAUUCACAAGAAAUUCAUCCGGAAAAAUCAAUCGAUCGUACUAAUAUAAAUACAGAAUCAUCGGUUGGUUUUGUGCGUUACAAACAUUUGCAAAAAUCUAUACACAAAUAUGCUGCUCAAAACGCUGGUCGUGAUAUGCCAUAUGCUAGUAAAAGCAAUGAGAACUUUAUAAAACCUAUUGAUAGGUUGAAUAAGGCAGCAGUAAUAAAUAAAAAAUAUAGUUUUGUUAAAAAAUAAUAUACAUAAAUACAUACCUAUAUGUAUGUAUUUAUAAAAAUUUAUUUUAUCAU
Molecule: messenger RNA, 1169 nt
Organism: Calliphora vicina (urban bluebottle blowfly)
Lineage: Eukaryota; Metazoa; Arthropoda; Insecta; Diptera; Calliphoridae
Exons: 2
Coding region: 103-1116 (337 amino acids)
Source: RefSeq, a predicted model, not a curated record